AUGACAUGCUUCCAGCUAUUUGGUUUAUUUUUAGUAGAAGAGGGUGUGAUGCAGCUGUUGAGUACCUUGAGGAUUGCAGACUGUUGCAUGACUGUGAGGCUAGUGAAGUUGAACUGGAACUUAGAAGAAGUUCCUGCUUUCUCCAGAUCUUUAUCUAAUGGGUUGGAAUAUGCUGUCCAGGGUUCAAAAGUUACACAUAAUCAGAAAGAAUCGGAUGAUGUUAAGGUCAAGCGGGAAGAAUUAUCAGAGGAAGACUAUGCUGAGAUUUCCCUUCUACAGAAGAGACUAAAGGAAGAGAAGCAGAUCAGAAAUGAGCUGAAAAAAAAGAUGGAACUGGAGAGAAUGGCUGCAUGGAAAAAUCGGUUAGAAGAAUUUGAAAAUAAGGAUUCAAUUCAGCACACGAUCCCUGCUGUAUUUAUUGGAAACCUCAACUCAUUUACUGAUCAAAAGAUCACGAACAUGGUGGAAGAUGAUUCAUUUGUUUCCGGCAAGCAGAAACUUUAUAGUGGGGAACAACUCUAUUGCCCGUCUUACUAUGUAGCUUUAAGUUCAGAUAAUUCAUGGUAUUUGUUCACAGAAAAAUGGAUAAAAACUGUUUACAAGACAGGUCUACCUGCUGUCGCUUCUGUUGAAGGGGGCACGCUCCCUAGAGAAACCCUGAAACAGCUCCUCCUGCGUGAAGAGUUGAUGUGGGAUAAAGUUGCAAAAUCAGAAUAUGGCUCUUUGUUAAGCACGGAUGGUUCUUUAGACACAUGGUCGUGGAGUCUCAAUGUUCCUGUGCUUAAUAGCCUUUCGGAAGAUGAUGAGGUAGAACGAUUCUCCCAGGAACAUCAAGAUGCUGUAGAAUGCUACAAGCAACAGAGCUAUGUAUAUGAACCUUCUUCUGUUGUUACUGGUGUUAUAAGUUAUUUAGAAGAGCAGAGAAAUUCGCUAAUUGAUCUCCAAGAGAGACAUGGUGUUAAGAUACCUUGCGAAAUAGAUGCCCAGUUUGCUGGGAUGGUUGAAGCCUGGACUUCAGGGUUGACCUGGAGGGAGAUAAUGAUGGACUCUGCAAUGGACGAUGGAGAUUUAGCCCGUCUACUCAGGCGCUCGAUAGAUUUACUAGCUCAGAUUCCAAAACUGCCAGACAUUGAUCCAGUUCUCCAAAAGAAUGCACAAAUUGCUUGCAGCGUCAUGGACCGAGUACCGAUUAGUGAGCUUGCCGGUUGA
Molecule: messenger RNA, 1209 nt
Organism: Miscanthus lutarioriparius
Lineage: Eukaryota; Viridiplantae; Streptophyta; Magnoliopsida; Poales; Poaceae
Source: the annotation of a GenBank genome assembly